Molecule: messenger RNA, 643 nt
Organism: Medicago truncatula (barrel medic)
Lineage: Eukaryota; Viridiplantae; Streptophyta; Magnoliopsida; Fabales; Fabaceae
Product: probable phosphopantothenoylcysteine decarboxylase
Exons: 2
Coding region: 8-643 (211 amino acids)
Biological process (GO): coenzyme A biosynthetic process
Cellular component (GO): phosphopantothenoylcysteine decarboxylase complex
Molecular function (GO): FMN binding; phosphopantothenoylcysteine decarboxylase activity
Source: RefSeq, a predicted model, not a curated record
UUGAAAUAUGGCUUCUACAAGUGCAAUUGGAAAAUCUGUUACACAUGAAUUUGAUGCUAAGAGGAAGCCUCGGAUUGUGAUUGGUGCUUGUGGAAGUGUAGCUGCUAUGAAAUUCGGACUCGUUCUUCGUGCUUUUAUGGAAUGGGCAGAAGUACAUGCAAUUGUCACAAAACCAUCUUGUCAUUUUAUUUCUGAAGCUUCAAUCCCAAAGGGUGUGAUUGUAUUUUCUGAUGAACAUGAAUGGCAAGCUUGGAAACAAUUAGGUGAUACUGCUGCUCACAUUAAGCUUGCGAAUUGGGCUGAUAUCUUGCUCAUUGCUCCCUUAUCUGCUCAUACUCUUGCCAAGAUUGGUGGAGGGUUGUGUGAUAAUCUGCUAACAAGUAUUGUGAGAUCAUGGAACUAUAAGAAGCCAAUGUUUGUAGCACCAUCAAUGAAUGAUGCAAUGUGGAGAAAUCCUUUGACAGAAAAACAUUUGAAGAGAAUUAAUGAGCUUGGAAUUACUCUCAUCCCACCACAUGAGUCAAGUGAUGGAGAAUAUACAAAUACUGGUUCAAUGGCUGAUCCUUCUAAGAUUUACUCAACUGUUAGAGUCUUUUAUGAUUACAACAUUCUGAAAAAGAAACCUGGUGUGGUUUAUUGUUGA